AGGCGGUGGCGGAGGAAGAGGAGGAGGACGAGGAGGACGAUGUCGGAACUUCUGGUCUACAGGACAGUGCGAAUUCGGCUUCAAUUGUCGCUACGAGCAUCAUCCGAACUAUGCUCAUCAGGUCAGCAUCGACGAGCUCGCCCAGCAAACUUCUCUUCUCGCGGUCGACGACGGACCGGCGUUCCAAGCUCGAGACGCCUACUCUGCAAGCACCGACUUGGUUCUCUUUCCGCGAAAGUCUCUUCUUCCCUCUCAGGCUCAGAGAAUCCUCUUCAACGCUGCUCAGGAUGGCCUGAGGCUCGAAUCGUCCUCGAAGAUUUACGAGCUCGGUGAAGUACUCAUGGCCGGACGGGAACAGUGCGAGUAUUUCACAGACGAGGAUCGAAUCCUUCAACUCGGCAGAAUCGCGCAAAACCCCGGAAAUCUCCUCCUUCGGCUGGGCGAGAUUCUCCGUCAUCGUAACGUUGUUUUCGAGUUUACUUCGACUGGACCUCUGUCUGCCUCCAGCCUUUCCUUCCAGAGAGGUUAUCUCCCUUUCUUUUCUUACCUUUCAUCCAGCCAUGUUCUCAGCACUACGGUUGAAAGAGAUGUCGCGUCGCUUUACUCACUGCUUCAAGCCAACAUCACGAUCGUCUGCUCGAACCUUACCUCAGUUCUCGAUAGCAUCGUUCGAGUGAAAAGGGUAGAAAGUGCCCGAGCAUCGGCUCUCAAGGUCGAGCUAUCGAGUCUUCUCCAGAUCAUCAAACCGCUUGUUACGGUUUUCUCCGAGUAUCUUGCUAGACAUCGUAACGCCGCUGCGUCCUUCCCGGAGGUUCCUCAGCUCAUCUACCACAUCAGAAGCAUCUUCUCCGUCUGGAAUGACGACCUUCUGAUGUCUCCUGCAAGCUUUGUCGACUCCAUAUCCCGGUUGCCUGACGAAGACCGAGACUUCGUCCUGAAGCAGCUUUCUCAUCAGCUUGAGGCGCUCUGCUCGACCGUCGAUCGCGAGACAGGCAGGGUCAAACUACCCUCUGGAACGAACGUUGCGAUUUCGAAUGACUCGCUUGGCGAGGGACAGAUCGCAGCGUUGCAAAGAGUUUUCACGGGACCGGGAGGAAGGCACGACAACGAUCGCCCGGCAAUCCAGGAUAUUCAGAUCGCACCUACCCAUCAAGAGUUGAUGUGCGACGAUAAAUAUUUGCCUUACAACGUCCCUAACGCACCUCAUCCAAUCGAAGCGGGUCGAAUUGAACGCGUUUUAGAUGUUCAGUUCCGUUUGCUGAGGGAGGAGCUGAUUGGUCCGCUGCAGGAGUCUCUCAAGCUCAUUUUCGAGGACCUGAGAGCACCAAACAUAGCUACUACUCAUAUCGGACGCUUAAUAAGAGAGAAGGGAGGAGUGUAUCGACGGGAAAACACCUACAUUGAGGUGUUCACCAACACUGUCUUCGAGUCCUUCUCGCUUAUUCGAGCUGGCUUUGCUGUGGGUCUCUCGCUCGAUAAGCCGCCUUCAUCUCGAGGGAUGUCAGCGAAAGAUUUCUGGGAGGGCAAGAAGGGUCUGUCCAGAGGACUUUUGGUCGGUCUGAUCUUUCGAGGUCAAGUCUACCUCGGGGUAGUUGAGAGUGACGUCCGAUCUCGCGGACAACGAGGUACCCUUGAUAUCGUCUUUUUCAGGUCAAGCAUUGCCAUGAAAGCAGCCGAGGCCAUCAAAAAACAUCAGACACAGGAAGAACCCAUGCUGCUUAUCAAAUCACAAGUUCUUUACGCCUCCGUCGCACCUUACCUCACCUCGCUUCAAACAGCGAAUCCAUCCACGAUUCCCUUCGCCGAUAUCAUUGCCUCCCCCGAUCUCGCCGCUUCUCCUCGAAUCGCUUUACCAGUUUACGCUUCCGUUCCUGGUUUCACAUGGGAUAUCUCCUCCGUACUGAAGCCAAACUACCAACCGAAUGUGAAGCACACCUUCAAUCCGGCCGAUUCGACAAGCGUCCUCUCGGCUCGAGAACUCAUGCGCGAGCAUAGUGUUUUCGAUGGGUCUCAGGCUGAAGCGGUGAUCGAUGUGCUUACGCGAUCGGUCGCCUUGGUCCAAGGCCCUCCAGGUACUGGCAAGACAUUCGCGGGAGUUGAACUCGUGAAGGUUCUCUUGCGAAACAAGGUCGGACCUAUCAUUCUAAUCGCGUAUACGAAUCAUGCUUUGGACAAUAUCCUCCACGAUAUUAUCGAAAAAGGUAUUACAAAAGACGUCGUCAGACUCGGCUCUCGCAGCAAGGACGAUCUCGUGUCCUCCUACUCCAUCGAGGAGCUCGAGAAACUACAGCCUCUCACUCGCAACCUUCAGCGGGAAUCCGCGACUACUUGGCACCGGAUGAAGGACCUCGCCAAAGAAAUGGAGGAGAUUCAAGCAAGGAUCUCUCGUCGUGAUUUGUCGCUCCAUGAGGUGGAAGAAUGGCUAGAACUCAACCAAGCUGACCAUCACGCUUCGCUGAUCGAAGAUGCGCCUACCUGGAUCCCCUAUCUACUCGACCACCUCGCUGUGGACGAGCAGGACGGAUUCGAGAAGGUACGACGAGGCAAAAAAUCCUCGAGACUGGACGAGCCGACGACAGCAUUCUCGAUUUGGAAAGACUCGAUCGAUCUCGACACGAUUUUCGCCCUCGGUCAACCGCAAACGUCGAAGCCUAUCAUCAAGCCGACACCUUGGAAAGCCUCAGAUUUCGAUCAGUCUAACGCUUUCAACCUCCUCGACGAUGAUGACGGGCUGGACGAUACCGAUGAUGUCGAUCAGGACUGGGCUUACAUGGCCGCUUCUGCCGCCUCUAGUCAGACAGACCUCAGCUUGACUCCCGCCGACGACAUCCCGUCACCUGUCUUGCCCCCUUCCAGCAAGCUAGACGUUCUCUCGUCCCCUUUUUCAAGCGCGUCUAGCUUCGUUGCUGCAUUUGGACCGAUUCCUAGGAUUCCGUCUUCAAAGAAGUCGAUCGAAACGCUCGAGGGAGAGCCGCUCUGGUCCAUGUCGAAAGACGAAAGGGGCAGACUCUUUGCUCAUUGGUACAGCCGAGCAUGGGAGGAAUCGUCCGAACGGCAAUUCGCUAAGUUGGACAAGGCUAGGAAGGAACACGAAAAGGCUAGGCAAGAGAACGAACAACUUCGAACUCAGAAUCGACUCUCGCACCUCUCCCGCUGCCAGAUCCUUGCUUGUACGUCAUCUGGAGCAGCCAAGAUGGCACCGCUUAUCAAGGGAUUCAAGCCUAAGAUCAUGAUCGUCGAAGAAGCAGGACAAACACUCGAGUGCCAUGUGGUCGCGACGCUGUCGAGUACGAUCCAGCAUCUCAUUUGUAUCGGCGACCCGCUUCAACUGCGGCCAUCGAUAAAUGCUUAUCAUCUUUCCGUUGAGAACACUCGGGGUCUGGGUAACAAGCUGUAUCGUUUCGACGUCUCGCUCAUGGAAAGACUUGCCGAUAACGGUCUCGAAAUGUCCCAACUUCAAGUCCAACGUCGAAUGGCUCCUCAGAUAUCUGACCUCAUUCGCCAAACUCUUUACCCCAGCCUCGAGGAUCACGAGACCGUGCUCGCCCGGCCACCUGUUCGAGGAAUGGCUGAGAAUGUCUUUUUCCUCCAUCAUGAGCACAGAGAAGGCGGCGGCAAGGCAACUGGUGAUGUCUCGAAGCACAAUGACUGGGAGGUAAAAAUGGUCGUGGACCUGGUCCGCUACCUUCUUGCUCAAGGUAUAUACAGCAAGCCGAAGAGCAUUGUCGUCCUCACUAUGUAUUUAGGACAGCUUUCAAAGCUGAGGAUGGCCCUUAAUGGCCUUACCACUGUCGUUGUCGACGAGCGAGAUGAGAGUGCUCUCGCAACAUUGGAGGAGGAUGCGCAACUUCCGGUCGACUCGCUUGUUCAUCAAGAGGCCAUCACAUCUCAGGUCUUGCUCAGAACUGUUGAUAAUUAUCAAGGAGAAGAAGCGGACAUUGUUAUUCUUUCGACCGUUCGAAACGCCGGCCCGGCAAGCCUGCUCGAUGGAGGAUCGCGAGGGAUCGGCUUCCUCAAGAGUCCAAACCGAGUGAAUGUCGCCCUCUCGCGAGCCAAGUCUGGCCUCUACAUCCUCGGUCAUGCGGAGCAACUCGCUUCCGCCACACCUAUGUGGGAAUCGGUCGUCAACCAACUAGACGCAAGGAAACAGCUAGGACCUUCGAUCCCGAUCCGCUGCCAUAAUCAUCAUUCGCAGGUUACGUGGAUCCAAGAACCAGGGCAAAUUGAGCUUGUGGCGCCAGACGGAGGAUGCCUUCGCCCUUGCGGCUUCAAGCUUGAUUGCGGCCAUGUUUGCUCGUCCUGCUGCCAUGCCGAUUCACACGCCGCAGUCCAAUGCCGCCGGAACUGCUCAAAGCUCUUACCUGCUUGCGGGCAUCCCUGUCUUAACGUAUGCUCCGAUCCUUGCGGUCCAUGCUCAAUUCCGGUCUCGGACGUCAAGCUACCAUGUGGACAUGUAGUCUCAUCCGUCUCAUGCUCGCUUGCACAAACUCCCGACCGGAUCGAGUGUCAAGUCCCGGUAGUCAAAAAGCUCAUCUCGUGCGAACACGAGGCCGUCGUAUCGUGUUCAACCGACCCCUCUACUAUCACUUGUGGAGCCAUCUGUGGGAAGGGCCUGGGGUGUUGCUCGAAGACCUGCAAGGCCACAUGUUCGACCUGCUCCUCGCUUAGGUCAAACGUCGCUCGCCGACCCGAUGGAACCGAUAGGGAGAUUCCUCGAGUUGACCACAUCCCCCACAGCUGCGGAAGGUCCCUAUUCUGUUCGCACGAUUGUAUCGCCAGCUGCUCGUCCAAGCACCGCUGCGGUCCCUGUCAAUCGACCAGGCUUCGAACGUGCUCACACGACGCGCCCCUGCGCUGUUCGGGUCUGGACGCACCUUGCAAGGAAACAUGCUCCUGGAAAGCGUGCGAGCACGGUCGGCCUGCCUGCCCUCUGCCUUGCGGGUCGGCCUGCUCUCGUCUUCCUUGCGACGAACGUUGCUCUCAAAUUUUAGAUUGCUCUCACCGAUGCUCAAGUGUUUGUGGCGAGAUGUGCUUCUGCGCCGAAUGCGAACCCUCUUCUCGCCAGGACGAUGUAGUGGACGUUUUGAUGCAACGGACUCUCGAAGAUGUCGUACAGAGCCAAGCCGGUGGAGCAGGCGACAUGGACGACCUGCUCAUCAAGCUCAACUGCAACCACAUAUUCACGGUCGAAACUCUUGAUGGAGUUACCGAGUUGGCAUCUCACUACGAUAUCGAUGGUCGAGGCAAGUUGAUGGCGGCGAAGAUCAAGGACGAACCAUCGGAUGUACCAACUUGUCCGACCUGCAGGGCCUCAUUUUUCUCAUUCCGCUAUUCGAGAGUCGUUAAGAGCUCCAUUCUUUCGGUCGGGGAGAAGAAUCUCGUUGCCGUUUCGUCCGCAGGCAUCGAAGAGGUUGGUCGCAUCGCUCAAGGAAUUGACGUCAAGCGCAUCGCCGCUGGCAUAUCGGAAGCUGCUACCAAGAGCAGCGCUCAGCCCUCAACCAAGCGCCAAUUCAUGUACAAACGCUGCCGCCAAUUCCUCCAGGAUGCUCAGCGUAACCAGACAGCUCUUCCCAGCACCGCCUUCUCGUUGCGAGUCGGUAAUGUUUUCGGCUUCAAAGACGUCCGCGCCGCCGAGUGGAACCGACUCGCUCAGCCACUCAUCCGAGCCUAUAAAAUCGCGGUAAACAUCCUCGAGAGACCCUCUCCUCACCUCGAUGCAUACCACUCAGCCCUGAACGCCGCUUUUCGGGCCGUUCGGUCCUCGUCUCGAAACGACCAUGCGGCGAUGAUCAAUGCGAAGCGUGCUGUCGGAGCUCCACCCCCGGGAGGGAAGCAGAAGUACGCUGUCCAGUCGAUGGCCCACCUUGUUCGCAUAAAGCACCAGCUCGCGGAGCUUGCAAGCGAAUUCGCUGCACAGGAGCAGACCCACGGGGACGCCGAAUUCGCCUUUCGAUUCCGCUACCUCGGACACGUCCUCCUCCAGUCUGCUUUUCAAGACGCCCUGAUCGCUCGUCACUGGGCCGCUGAAGCAAGCCUUACUCGACAGGCCUUGCUUGGCAACGUUCUCGUCUUCCGCUCUCAGCUGUUACUCUUCCGACAUGACUCUGUCUCGGAGUCCAAGGUCAUUGGUACCAGUUCUGAUUGCCGACAAGCUCUUUUCGAGCGUUCAGAGAGAACGAUGGAGAAGUCGUACCAGGAGAUCGUCGGAUUCAUCCAGAGCGAGGUUGAUAAGGUCUUCCUUCGAAACGAAAACGAAGUCGACUGGCUCGAGGACAACGUCAAUACUCCCCUCAAAAACCUUCGAGAAGACUGGUCUGCUGUCUCCAAAUCGAUCCUCAUGGGUACAGUCUUCACCGAAGUCACCAAAGAGGAGAGACUCGAGAUCAUCAAAGCCCUUGACUUUGGGUACACAGGUCACUUCUACACCUGUCCUAACGGACAUCCGUAUAUCAUCACCGAGUGUGGAGGCGCCCAACAGGUCUCGCAAUGCCCUGACUGUGGUAGCCGAAUCGGGGGCUCGGGUCACACUCUCAUCGGAGACAACGCCCGGGACACGGUGAUGGAGGAUCUUGCUCGGCAGACUGGAACAGCACGAAGCCCUUGGGCUUGGGGUCAGUAAUCCGCAAGCGUACUCAUAUGUGUUUUGGAUCGUCAGCUUCCUAGAUUGUCUCGCUGGCUUUUUACUAUGCUAUCGUUUUAUGCCAUACAUGCCUACGA
Filobasidium floriforme is the source of this 6717-nucleotide messenger RNA. RefSeq lists its product as uncharacterized. Bases 341 to 6619 code for a protein of 2092 amino acids. Gene Ontology annotation, biological process: regulatory ncRNA-mediated heterochromatin formation. Lineage: Eukaryota; Fungi; Basidiomycota; Tremellomycetes; Filobasidiales; Filobasidiaceae. Gene Ontology annotation, cellular component: nuclear RNA-directed RNA polymerase complex. The transcript is spliced from 27 exons. Gene Ontology annotation, molecular function: helicase activity. The record is from RefSeq and is a predicted model, not a curated record.